Selaginella moellendorffii is the source of this 756-nucleotide messenger RNA. Its product is annotated as reticulon-like protein B2. The record is from RefSeq and is a predicted model, not a curated record. Bases 1 to 675 code for a protein of 224 amino acids. NCBI's taxonomy places the organism in Eukaryota, Viridiplantae, Streptophyta, Lycopodiopsida, Selaginellales, Selaginellaceae. The transcript has 6 exons.
AUGGCCGAGCAUCCAGCAGGGGAGCAUCAACCUCCAUCGCCAGCGCCUCCAGCAUUGGUAGCGGCGGCAGUGCCUCCCUCCUCAUCCCACUCCUUGGGAACGCAAAGGAGCGUUCACGAGAUUCUUGGAGGUGGCAAAUACGCCGAUGUUCUCAUGUGGAAGAAGAAGCAUGUCACUGGCGGGAUUUUGCUUGGAGCCACCGUUUCUUACGUCCUGUUUGAGUGGUGCGGCUACACACUUCUCUCCAUCGCUUCAAAUGCGCUCCUCUUCCUCGUCUUGAUCUUGUUUACUUGGUCGAAUCUCGCGGCCUUGCUCGACAAGCCGCCACCACCGAUUCCAGAGAUACAACUCUCGGAGGAGAUGGUCGAGAACAUCGCUCAGACUCUUCGUCUGGAAUUAAACCGAGCACUUGGAAUAAUUCAUAUGAUCGCCCUGGGAAAAGAUUUCAUGCUCUGUGUCGAGGUUAUAGCGGGCCUGUGGAUCUUCUCUCUUGUCGGUGGCUGGUGCCACUUCCUGACGCUCCUUUAUUUUGUGGUGGUACUCGCUCACACGCUACCCCUCAUCUAUGACAAAUACGAGGAUGGCAUUGAUAAGUACCUGGAGAUUGUUACCGCGCAUCUGAAGAGCCAAACAAGUCGACGCCAAGUCUCUCCCCUCCAGAAUUCCCCGAGCUAAAGUGCACUGAUUCUCGCCGUGUUCCACUGCCAAAAUUCCCCGGUGAAGAGGACGCGACGCGAUUCCUGGAAGCCAAAAAAA